Molecule: messenger RNA, 2056 nt
Organism: Punica granatum (pomegranate)
Lineage: Eukaryota; Viridiplantae; Streptophyta; Magnoliopsida; Myrtales; Lythraceae
Source: RefSeq, a predicted model, not a curated record
UCCUCCGAUCUCCUCUCCCCCCCUUAUCCGCCUGCCUCUUCAGCAUCCCCCCGAUCUCCGCCAUUUAACGGGGAGCGGCGGCAGAGAUCUCUGAUUAAUGCAGAGAUUCCGUGAUCGAGCUCAGCAUCCCCGUCCCCAAACUUCUGCCAGCUCGCUCGAGCUUGCGGUGUGAUCUGGGAUGGCAAUGCAGGAGGCAGGUACGACUUCUGCUCCUACUGCUCGAGUUGUUGGCAAUGCCUUUGUGGAGCAGUAUUACCACAUACUUCACCAGUCCCCAGGACUGGUGCACAGAUUUUACCAAGAUUCAAGUUUGCUAAGUCGACCAGAUGCUGGUGGUGAAAUGACUACCGUGACUACAACGCAACAGGCAAUUAAUGAAAAGAUACUAUCCUUGAACUACGAAGAUUUCACAGCAGAGAUAAAAACUGCUGAUGCUCAGGAGUCUCAUGGGAGAGGAGUGAUUGUUCUGGUAACUGGUUGCUUAACUGGGAAGGAUGGUGUGAGAAGGAAUUUCACUCAGACGUUCUUUCUAGCUCCUCAAGAAAAAGGAUACUUCGUUCUGAAUGAUGUUUUUAGGUAUCUUGGGGAGAAUGAAUCAGAACCCAUCAACCCCAUCCCAUCUAAUGGUAUCAGUGACAGUAUACCGGCACCUGCCUCGACUCCUGAACCAGAGCCCCCGACUGCACCUGAUCAACCAGCAGUGGAACCAGCAACAUCCUUUGAGGAGGAAGAUCUUAGUAAUGGUCCUGAAAUUUGUGAUCUUACUGGAAAUGAAGAAUCUGUUGUUGAAGACGAGGCUGUAGAACCCCAAACCCUUUCUCUUGACACAGCACCUGCAAAUGAGGAGGAUGCUCCUAAAAAGUCUUACGCAUCGAUAUUGAAGGUAAUGCAAGGAAAUGUUGUGCCUCAUAAAGUUCAUGCACCAUCUAGCACAGCGAAGGCUUCUCCCACAAAGGAUACCCCACAAUUACUUGCAAAGCCUCCUGCUCCUGCGCCAUCAGGCCCUAGCAUUGAUGUUGUUCCAGAGAGCAGCACUGCUCCAGAAGGUGAAGGUCAUUCCAUAUAUGUAAAGAACUUGCCUUAUGAUGCAACUUUUGAACUACUUGAAGAAGUGUUCAAGAAAUUUGGACCCAUCAAGGCCGAAGGCAUUCAAGUUAGGAGCACCAAGCAGGGGUCGUGUUUUGGUUUUGUUGAGUUUGAAAAUCAGGGUUCCAUGCAGAGUGCACUAGAGGCAUCGCCGAUACUGAUUGGGGAUCGUCUAGCAUUGGUCGAAGAGAAGAGAGCCAACAACCGAGUUAUGAGCAGUGGAAGAGGGAGGUUUUCUUCUGGAAGAGGUGGGUUCAGGAAUGAGAACUUCAGGGGCCGUGGAGGUUUUGGUGGAGGUCGGGGCUAUGGGAGAAGUGAAUUCAGAAGUCACGGCGAAUUUUCGGCUCGUCCUAGGGCCCCUAUGGGACGAGGCGGAGAAGGUUAUCAACGAGGAGCCUAUCAGAAUGGGAGCGGAAGAGGCGGACGUGGUGGAGGCGGGAACCGUGGGCCCAUUCCCGCCUAAACGGAUAAACUAUAGCAGAAGAUUAGUAGCAGGCAAGCAAUUUUGAUAGUGUAGAGGUUUUCUCCGCAUAAACGCAUCUCUUCGCGGGGUAUAAGCAUGCCUUAUUUCGGUCACCAGUUCUUUUUGUCAUAAAGCAUGCUUAACGUGAAAAAGAUAAAAAAAAAAUGCGAUACCUGUUCCAUUUAUUUAGUCUCUUCACCCCUUUCUGUUAUAGGGAAUGCGGGUAGCACGAACAGGCACCAUCUUUGGUUUCCUCUGCCCCAUUCUGUUAACUUAUCAGUCUUUUAUUUUAGAUUGGAGAGGGUGGUUCAUUUUCUCAUAAUGUUUCCGGUAACACGGUGAAUGUACUGCUUCAUUUUUUAUUUUUUUUUUCCCGAUGACAUUGUCGUGAAGAGGUGUAGUACUUUAGUUUCCGUGGUUGAUGAUUUGAUUGUGUAUGUGCCCUGACUAAUUGAGAAUUGUGACUUAUUGGUUUUAUUAUGGGAAAUCGGCAUUUCUGGCUCCUGA